Glycine soja is the source of this 630-nucleotide messenger RNA. RefSeq lists its product as uncharacterized. The coding region runs from base 27 to 179 and encodes 50 amino acids. Gene Ontology annotation, biological process: negative regulation of cell population proliferation. The transcript has a single exon. NCBI's taxonomy places the organism in Eukaryota, Viridiplantae, Streptophyta, Magnoliopsida, Fabales, Fabaceae. The record is from RefSeq and is a predicted model, not a curated record.
GCGUAACGAACACUGUAAUAUAAUAGAUGGUUGAGGUUGAAGGAAAGAGAAAGGGACAUGAUGAUGGGUUUUGCAACAAGUGUGCUUCUUUGGUUAAGGAGCAACGUGCUCGUCUCUACAUCCUGCGCCGCUGUGCCACCAUGCUUCUCUGUUGGUAUAUCCAAGGAGAUCAUGACUGAACUCAAACUCAAUUAGUUAAGUUUUAACUCUAUCUAUCUUCAAUCCUCCAACAAAGAAUGUAAUUAGGUUGCUUGUUCAAUUGGGAGCCAACGCCACCUUCCUCGUAUUUUCUCUUUUUGACCCAACACAAAUACAAUGGGUUUUACGUGGACAGGACACCCUCACUCAGUGCUGCUUUUUCCGCAAUCUUCAACACUACUGUCUAUAUAUGGAGCUGCAUGCUGCUUGGAGAGACAAUAUAUAAUCCACUCAUUAGUCCUUCUCAAUCUCAUGGACUCUACUCUUUUUCUUUUACAAACCCCCUUAUGUAAGGCCUUUUCUCUUUUGCCAAUUCGCAUUAUAUAUAGCUUCUAAACUACUAGGACUGAGAAAAUAUUUUCUUUCCUUAUUGUUCAUUUUCAUUAUCUAAAAAGAAGAAUUUGUUGCAUAAUUGCUGGAAUUUCACUUCAC